AUGGCGCAGCCUCAGCACCAGGCGCCGCCCCCGCGCGCCUUCUCGCCUCCGCAGCACUCGCCGUCACCGGCCGCCGGCACGCCCUCGGCAUACGCCCUGCCCCCGAACAAGCGUGUCCGGACCGAUGGCCCGCCUUCUCAGCCCGGGUCGCCGUACGCGGCCUCUCCGUUCGCUGCGAGCCCCGGUGCUGCCGGCACGCCUCCGAUGACGGCCGCGUCGCCUACGUUCUCGGCGACUCCUCCGCUCUCCGCUACAUAUGCGACGCCCUAUACCAACGGCGCCGCAGCGCCGGGGAUGAAUCUGCCCGAUGGCCGUUCAAACAGCGCCACGCCCGUGCAAACACCCCACGGCGCGCCUCCGCAGAUGGUGCAGCCUCAGUAUACCAACGCCAUGAUGGCUCCCAUCCAGCAAGCGGUUGCGUCUCCCGCUCCGUCCGCCAAUGUCAUGGGCCCUCCGCAGCGACCCGCGGAUAGGCCCACGAAAGACUACGAAUACGAUGUCACAGAUUCGCUGGCCGGCACGGGAAUCGACUUGCGCGCCGAGGAGCAGUACAUGUCCGACCUGUAUUCGAAUGCCCUGGACUCGAACACUGCUGAUGCUCGGACUGGGUUUGCCUACAACCAAGCCGGUUCAAAGUCAACCUUUUACGGCGCAGGACCCGCCAAUCAGCCCGCCGAGCCAACCUCCACGUCCAACCAGGAUGAGGUUGCCGCAAAGGCCGCCGAGCGAGCCUGGGCCGAGUCGUCAAUGCGACUAGCCGUGCAAAGGACCCAGGAAAUUAACGACCCGUUUCUGUUGGUGGCUCUGCUCCAUCAGCGCGCGGACAAGAUCGCCCGAGAGCACGGCAUCGGCCUCAAUUUGGAGAUGAAGAACCCGCAGCCUAUGGGUAAGAUGAGACUUCCGGAACAGUUCCCGCAGCCGCAAGUCACCGUCCGCAUGGCGCCAGGCCCGGAUUCGACCAUGGUUCAAACGACGGGCUCUUACAUCCCGCAGGAGUCCUUUCUAGUUGAUCAACUCGCCCUCAUGUCUAUCGCGGCCAAGCACAGAUUACGAGGUCUCGUGGAAGAGGCUGGCGUGAUUGCCAUUCAUCGGCAAAAGACGUCUCACGGAGACGUGCCUGCGGAGUGGGAGCCCGCAGCUGCACCCAUGAACGUCGAGGUCUUGGAACCCAUGGACAAGCCGGGUGAACCCAUGGAGACGGACAGUGCCGAAGACUCUGGCACGAAUCCGUUGAAGCGGUCAGCAGAUGCGGCAGGCCUUGGAGAUGGUGCGACGCCACCGCCAGUGAAGAAGCUUCCCAAGAUCGGAGGAUCCAACGUUACGGUGCCGAUGAGAGAGCGAGCCAGGCAGGACCGCGAGUGGGAAGAGGCCCGGCUGCGGAAACGCCAGCACCGCAAGGACGGCGGCCAAGACGGGACAGCGACGCCAACGCGAGCGGGCAGUGCUGCUCCCGCAACCCCUGGAUCCGUCGCGCCGGAGCCUGAGAAGGCGAUGACCAAGAAGGAGAUGAAGAAGAGCCAGGCUUUGAAGGCAGCGGAAGCCAACAGUCACGCCAACCAGAACCUGACAAGCAGCAUGUUUGCAGGUCUCGGCGGCAAGGGCGGCUUGUUCGGGAAGAAGAAGACGGGCAAGACGUACGACUGGAUGAACGUCGGCCGAACCGGCAGCGGCGCGAGCACGCCUACUCGUGCUGCUCCGGGACCCAAGGGUGCGAGCGGUGCGCCCGGGACGCCGGCCGGAGCCAACCAUCCCCUCACAACCGAGGGUCGGAACCGACUCGGCACGUGGCGUGAAGACAAGGAGAAGGGGAAGAACAUUCAGCUGCGGGACUGGGUGGUCGUCCUCGAGAGGGACGGGCGAGAAACCAAGGCGCUGUCGGCAGCCCACUCGCAGCUGGACAUGUCUCUUCCCAGGUAA
Molecule: messenger RNA, 1917 nt
Organism: Purpureocillium lilacinum
Lineage: Eukaryota; Fungi; Ascomycota; Sordariomycetes; Hypocreales; Ophiocordycipitaceae
Biological process (GO): DNA-templated transcription initiation
Cellular component (GO): transcription factor TFIID complex
Source: RefSeq, a predicted model, not a curated record